Messenger RNA from Arachis ipaensis, 1373 nucleotides. Its product is annotated as Putative thiol-disulfide oxidoreductase DCC. The record is from RefSeq and is a predicted model, not a curated record. Gene Ontology annotation, molecular function: protein-disulfide reductase activity. NCBI's taxonomy places the organism in Eukaryota, Viridiplantae, Streptophyta, Magnoliopsida, Fabales, Fabaceae.
AUAAUCGCUUAAUAGUUCAUACAAAAUCUAUAUAAUGACUGAUAAAAACUUAAAUCACAUUAACUUUAUGGUGUUAAUUAGUAUGACCUUAUGCCUUAGAUGAAUUAGCUCUUAUCCUCACGAAUUCUGCUGAAUUUCUUGUGGGGGUUAUUGAAGUUUCAGUUUUUAUUUCACAGCUUGCAGGCAAUUCAGUGUUUCAACUUCCAAAUAUCAAUGGCUCUUCAGCUUCAUGUUCCUGUUUGUGCUGGGCUCUUGAAGUCAAGGUCAAGGGUAUGCUCACUGCCACAGCGAAAAGUGAGUACCUUUGCUACUCUUUCGCAACCCCGAAGCGAUUCAGUGAACUGGGUUGAAGCUACAAACACUUUCUUCCUCCAAGACAAACGACCCAUCAUGUUGUUUGACGGUGUCUGCAACUUGUGUAAUGGUGGUGUCAAGUUCGUUCGUGAUAACGAUCGGAAUAAAACAAUCAGAUAUGAAGCUCUUCAAAGUGAAGCUGGUAAAAUGUUACUUAGGAGAUCAGGAAGGGCUCCUGAUGACAUCUCAAGUGUUGUUCUUGUUGAAAAAGACAGAUCAUACAUCAAGUCAGAAGCUGUAUUGAAGAUAAUGGAGUACAUAGACUUGCCCUUUCCUCAGCUUGCUGCACUUCUUAAAUUAGUGCCUCUGUUUGUCAGGGAUUUUGCUUAUGACAAUGUUGCAGACAAUCGUUACAAUGUUUUUGGUCGUUCAGAAUCAUGCGAAAUAUAGCACUGUCUUGCACUAAUAUAUACUGGCAAUAAUAUGCUAUGUUUAGAAAAUAGAGUUCUUUGUUGUUAAUAUCAUUAUAGUACUAUAGUAGUAGAAUAUUCUCAAUUGAAGCACCAAAGUUUCCUCAAAUCUUUCAGUUUAAUUUUUCUGUAUACUGCGUAGCAGGAAGUUUUACCUAUUGAUUUAUAUAAUAUAGAUGGAAAGAAGAAAAUCAAUUCAUAACAAUACUAUUGUUGCAAUUUCAAGUUCAGUCUUGUUCUGAAUAAUAAGGAAGGAUUGUAAAAGUAACAACUAACAAGUGUCAAAUAUAUUAUGUGCUGUAAAUAUAUGUAAAGUAACGACAUGAAAAUGUAUUCCAAUAAGUUUCUGUGUUCUGGUUUAACAAAUAACUUAAACCGAAACCUCAACUAUUGUUCCUACUAGAUCACAAACUGGUCAAUGUCCAUGAACUAGAAGCAAAGAACAUUGUGAAUAAAUGAUAACUAAUGCACUUGAAUACUAUUUUACAUCCCAUAAAUGAGGUCAACAUUAUAUUCAAUAAGUUUCUCAAGCCUUGUAUGUGGGAAGCCAAAGGCAUACACUGAUUUGAUACACGUGUAGCUAGCAAGCAUGUCAAAUAAUUUCAUGCU